AUGUGGAGUGGCUUGUGGCUGUGGCCCCUGGUGGCUGUCUGUACUGCCAACACGUUCCGGGAGCAGGCGGAGAGGAUUAUGCAAGACACUCCCGUCAUCGACGGGCACAACGACCUGCCCUGGCAGCUGCUGAAUAUGUUCAACAACCAGCUGCUAGAUAAGAGGGCUGACCUGAACACUCUGACCGGCACACACACCAACAUCCCCAAGCUGAGGGCUGGCUUUGUGGGUGGCCAGUUCUGGUCUGCAUACACUCCAUGUGACACCCAAAACAAAGACACUGUGAAGAGGACACUGGAGCAAAUAGAUGUCAUUCACCGCAUGUGCCAGUUGUACCCGGAGACCUUCAUGUGCGUCACUAACAGCUCAGGCAUCCGGCAGGCCUUCCGGGAGAGGAAGGUGGCCAGUCUCAUUGGCGUGGAGGGAGGCCACUCCAUUGAUAGCAGCCUGGGUGUCCUGCGGACGCUCUACCACUUGGGCAUGCGUUACAUGACCCUCACCCACAACUGCAACACGCCCUGGGCUGACAACUGGCUAGUGGACACAGAAGAGGAUAAUGCCCAGAGCCACGGCCUGUCACCGUUUGGGAAGCUGGUGCUGAAGGAGAUGAACCGCCUGGGCAUCAUUGUUGACCUGGCCCACGUGUCUGUGGCCACCAUGCGGGCCGUCCUGAGCCAGUCAUCAGCCCCUGUCAUCUUCAGCCACUCCUCAGCCUACAGAAUAUGUGAACACCGACGCAAUGUGCCUGACGACGUGCUGCAGCUGGUGAACCAGACGGGCAGCUUGGUGAUGGUGAACUUCUACAACGACUACGUGUCCUGCAAAGGCGAAGCCAACCUCUCUCAAGUAGCAGACCACCUGGACCACAUCAAGAAGGUAGCGGGUGCUGGAGCAGUGGGCUUCGGUGGGGACUAUGAUGGCGUAUUGAGGCUGCCUGCAGGCCUGGAGGAUGUCUCCAAGUACCCAGACCUGGUCGCUGAGCUGUUGAGGAGGAACUGGACAGAGACAGAGGUCAGGGGUGCCUUGGCCAACAACCUGUUGCGGGUCUUCGAGGUGGUGGAGCAGGUGAGCAAUCACACGCAAAAUCCUGAGGAGGAGCCCAUUAAUCUGGACAAGCUGGAAGGUUCCUGUAGGACCCAGUACGGCUACUCAGCGGCCCCUGGCCUCCACCACCAGUGGGGGGUCCUGCUGGCUGCCCUUGCCCCCCUCCUACUCAGCUGGUGCCUACUAUGAGGCCCUGGGGACCAGAAACCACCCCAGGGGUCCUGGAGCUGAGACUGGCUGAUCCGGGGACCUGACACCCCAGGGCCCCACUACCCACCCAUGAGGCCAGCUUCCUCAAGCUCAGGAUGCUGGACACAUGGGACCCUCAAUAAAAGCACUGCCCCUUUAAGUCCUGAGGGUGUGUGUCAUCAGCGCCAGCCCUGAGUAGGGAGGGAGGGCUCCUGAACCUCCUGGGGGCAAAGCGUAUGAAAAUGGCCCCUGGUAGGACGAGUCCCCUCCUGCUCUUGGAAUGUCAGGACCAGAAGGGCUCAGGGAGCCUGAAAAGGAGCUUCACAUAGACACUAAGGGUCUCAGACAGUGUCCUGGCUCAAGCUGCAACCUCCCCAUAUGCAAGUGUGACUGCAUGCACACACACACCUAAACACACGUGUGCACACAUAUAUCCAAGUACACAUGCACUCACUCACUCAUACACACUUGUACUCAUACACCUACAUGCACACACACAAAUGCACGUGCACACAGGUACUCAUACACAUACAUGUAUGCACACACGUGUGCACAUACGUCAUCUGUCAUGACUCAGUAGACCUGGGAGGCCAGGGCCCAGGAAUCUGAUUUGCAAAACUAUCCCUUUCUGGUCACCUUGGGCCUCACUAACAAAGGGCUCGCCGCUCCCUGGUCACUUUGGGUCUGUCCAGCGGACCCUGCACAUCCAGAAGUCUCCAUACAAUUGCCCCAUGCUGGGUACCUGGCCUUGCUGUGCCCCCUACCACUGUCCCACAGACAUUUCUAGACCAACAACCUAGGGGGCAACAGAAAGGGAGGGAUUGGCCCCACAUGAAGCCCCAACCUGUACAUCCUCCCUUCCCCAGUCUGGGACAGGUCAGUGCACAGAGCACCCGAAAACACCUGCCUACAAACGCCAAUUUGCAUCCUUAAGGUGACCUGUCAGCCCAUCACAGGCCAUGCAGCACAGCCACGUUGGUCCCUGAAGUGAGGAGUGGGGACUGGCCACACAGCCUUCUGCACCUGGGCCUCUGACCUGACUUCACUGGGAGUUGUGGAAAGGGGCCAGCAGAGAGCAAGGACACAGGGCUGCCUUGGGAGACAGAACAGGCUCGGGGGGUUGCCCCCACAGCCUGCCUCCUCCCAGCUGGCCCUGCCCCUGGGUGGUGUAAAGCACCCAGAAUGGACAUUUGUGAGCAACCUGUGGUCACUCUGGACCUACUGUCAAAGGAAAAAGCAAAUAAGGGUUCCUGCUCAAAGUCCAGAUGCCCCCAAUCAACCCAGACCGUCAGUUUCCUGCCUGGGCUGAGACAGCAAGGAGACCCCUGGUGGACACCGUAGUCAUGACGUCCAACCUUGCUAACAAGAAAAGGCUCUGUUAUUCCUAAAGGAAAACCCCUGAAACACCCAGACAGGCCUUGUCUCAACAACACUUCUAGUUCUGGAAAGUUCCUCCUACAACAGCACUCACUCAUCCCUUCUCCCAACCUCAAAGAGAAAACAGCUGAUGUGUCUUCUGAAACACGAAGGCCUUCACUUGAGGAGGGGGAAGAAGUGCGCUCGCUUGAGGCCUAGGGGUCUGAGAGGCUGCAUGAGA
Trichechus manatus latirostris (Florida manatee) is the source of this 2830-nucleotide messenger RNA. RefSeq names its product dipeptidase 1 (gene DPEP1). The record is from RefSeq and is a predicted model, not a curated record. Gene Ontology annotation, molecular function: metallodipeptidase activity. The coding region runs from base 1 to 1233 and encodes 410 amino acids. Gene Ontology annotation, cellular component: plasma membrane. Gene Ontology annotation, biological process: proteolysis. NCBI's taxonomy places the organism in Eukaryota, Metazoa, Chordata, Mammalia, Sirenia, Trichechidae. The transcript has 10 exons.